This is a messenger RNA of Ustilaginoidea virens, 1293 nucleotides long. RefSeq lists its product as uncharacterized. Gene Ontology annotation, cellular component: nucleus; cytoplasm. The transcript is spliced from 2 exons. The coding region runs from base 1 to 1293 and encodes 430 amino acids. Gene Ontology annotation, molecular function: tRNA-specific adenosine-34 deaminase activity. Lineage: Eukaryota; Fungi; Ascomycota; Sordariomycetes; Hypocreales; Clavicipitaceae. The record is from RefSeq and is a predicted model, not a curated record.
AUGGCAGACGACGCUCCAAAGCCGGGGUCUCACGAUGCUCUGGUCAAUGCUUCUGCCGGUGAACCCGCGGAGGCCUCGUCAAGAGUCGUCGCUCCAGCGCCUGGGGUUCUACCCAAUCCCCUAAUUGACGACCUCAAGAAAACCCACUUGAACAAAGGAGUUUUGAUACCUCUCAAGACAACUCAAGAAGUUCGUCAAGAUCACGCCAUAGUCCAUGCCUACAUCACUCGAGCUCCAACCAAGUCGGCAAACGAAGUCAUCACCGCUUUGCGAGGAUUACGGCCUGAAGGUGGUGCUAAUCCCCUACCGCAUCUCCGUACUUGUGCAAAGCCGGCAGAUUUACCUGCUCAUCUCAAGACCCAGUUCAUGAAUGACGAUGCGGUGGGACGUCAGAUUCACACGUCAAAAUCCACAUGGAUAUACAUCAUUGCUGGGGAGAGGUCCGACAUCAACAAGGAGGAUCUGCUCCAAUCUCUUCUGUCAAUAGAGGCAUUGGAGAAGAGUCCGUUCAUUGCAACAAUACCGAUCCCCCUGCUGGCGCCCACUUCGCAAGUGCAAGCUGCCAUGUGGUCGGCUCAGUUUUGGCCGACUGUCUACCGCAAGAACAACCCUCUUGGCCCCCACCCUAGCAUGGUGGCCCGUGGAACCGACGAAAUCAAGCAAGACGCGUCAUUGUGGAUGGCUUUGGCACAUCGAGUAGCUCUGCAAGCCAAGGAGUCUGGAAUCGGGGAGGCUAUGGGAGCAGUGAUUGUCCAGAGAGGAGAGCGCGGAGCCGAGCUGGUUGGUCUUGCUGGUGACGCCCGUAAGCACCAGGAAUGUUACGGAGCAAACCUGAACAAUACGAUGACGCACUGCGUGCUUCGAGCCAUCAGCAUGGUGGCGCAGAAGCUGGUCCGGCACGAGCAUCGGGCGAGCGGCAUCAGCGCAGAUAGGGCGUGCUUGCAGUACGACUGUUUCCAAGACCAACCGCUCAUAGAGGUGGAACGUCAAUGCUUCGAACAGGAACACCCAAACAAGGACGGAUAUCUCUGCCACGGACUGGAGCUGUACGUGACGCACGAACCAUGCAUUGCCUGCUCCAUGGGAAUACUGCAUUCUCGAAUGGGCAAGGCGGUAUUCUGCCACCACAUGGCCCGAACUGGUGGGUUGAGUUCUGAUGAUCGUCCGGAUGGAGGUGGACGAGGGUUGGGAUUGUUUUGGAGACGGGAGCUCAACUGGAGCCUGUUGGCUUGGGAAUGGGAACGUGAAAACGUACCUCCUCUCCCUCUCAUCGACCCAACCACUCACGUUUAG